CGCAAAGCAGUGCAAAGCACAAUGCACAUCGAUGCAGAGCACUGCGACUGCAGCUCACAUGCAGCGCAAAAGCCGGGCAGCGCGGUGCUCUUUGCGAUGGCACGCCGUGCGGCGAUUGCAGAGCGGCGCGGUUGCAGCGCGGCGCGGCUGCAGAGCAGCGCAGGCGCGGCUGCCGUGCGGAGCGACUGCAGCACCGUGCGCCCGCACCACGACGGCGUGGAGCUGGCUGUGCAGCGGGGCGGCGCUCGACGACCGGGCGCGGGGCCGCCGGGCCCGCCGACGGGCUGGGAUGGGCAAGCAGAAGUACACGGGCAACCUGUCGGAGGUGACGCCGCGGAUCCUGAAGCUAAGCAAGUACUCCGUGGAAGUGCGGGAGCAAGGGGUUGAUUGGGACUACGAUGGGCAGGAGAUCCUAGAGCGGGCAAAGUCGCACCUGAGGGACGGGAGGAUCACAGUGGGCAUCAACGAGCACUUCGAGUGCUCCCUCCGCCUCUUCUCGAAGGCUCUUGGCUGGGAUGCGGAGCGGGCGCUUGCGAUGUCCAGGGAAUUGGGCAUGAAACGCCACCAGGACAAGGACCGCGUGCCCCUCGAGCUCCUCGACGGCCACGCCGUCGCGUCGCCCACCCGCGGGGAGCGGCGGUGGGCGGACGUCAUCGACGGGUGGCUCCGGGCCGAGAUCGAGCGCCUGCAGGUGGCAGACAGAGAACUCUACCAGCUCGGCAAGGAGGUUUUCCAGUCGCAGGCCCAGAAGUUCGGAUUAGAGUGCCCGUCGCCAGAAGGCGCCGGCGCUUCCUAG
Prorocentrum cordatum is the source of this 796-nucleotide messenger RNA. NCBI's taxonomy places the organism in Eukaryota, Dinophyceae, Prorocentrales, Prorocentraceae. The record is from the annotation of a GenBank genome assembly.